This is a messenger RNA of Acaromyces ingoldii, 3505 nucleotides long. RefSeq lists its product as hypothetical. Gene Ontology annotation, biological process: protein export from nucleus; ribosomal large subunit export from nucleus; ribosomal small subunit export from nucleus. The record is from RefSeq and is a predicted model, not a curated record. The coding region runs from base 188 to 3412 and encodes 1074 amino acids. Gene Ontology annotation, molecular function: nuclear export signal receptor activity; small GTPase binding. The transcript has 9 exons. Lineage: Eukaryota; Fungi; Basidiomycota; Exobasidiomycetes; Exobasidiales; Cryptobasidiaceae. Gene Ontology annotation, cellular component: nucleus; cytoplasm.
UUUGUGGAAUCCAACACCAUCGAUAACACCCAAUCCCAGGCAAUUGCUUCGACUCAUCUUCCGACGCUAGUCCACGAGAGGCACGGAAAGGGCGACGGACCAGUAGUGCGCAGAGCCUGGCUGUGGAAGCUUCAUCGACUUGCAUCUAUUGUCGCUGUCGACAAGACUGAGCCGAAAUUUUGUCACGAUGGACGGCAUCCUCGACUUCAGCAAAGACCUCGACAUUGGCCUUCUCGACAAUGUCGUGAGGGCCAUGUACACGGGCGCUGGCAACGAUCAGAAGAUGGCCCAGCAAGCGCUCGCUCAAUUUCAGGAGCACCCAGACGCCUGGCAGCGAGUGCCAGCCAUCUUGCAGCAGUCGUCGAGCGCGCAUACGAAGUACAUUGCUCUCCAGAUCUUGGACAAGCUUAUUGCGACGAGAUGGAAGGCGCUGCCUCAAGAUCAACAACAGGGCAUUCGGAACUUCAUCGUCGAAACCAUUCUUCAGGUCUCUUCGGAGGAAGGAUUGCUCCGUUCUGAAAAGACUUACAUCAACAAGCUUGACAUGACCUUGAUUCAGAUCCUCAAACAAGAGUGGCCUCACCGCUGGCCCACCUUCAUUCCCGACAUCGUCUCUUCGUCGCGCACCUCGCUGUCAAUCUGCGAAAACAACAUGGCUAUCCUUCGCCUGCUGUCCGAGGAAAUCUUUGACUUUUCUGCUGAGCAGAUGACGCAGGCAAAGACAAAGAACCUCAAGAAUCAAAUGUGCGGCGAGUUUUCGGAGGUCUUCCAGCUCUGCAGCGAGGUGCUGGAAAAGGCACAGAAGCCGAGCUUGAUCAAGGCUACGCUCGAGACGAUGCUCCGCUUCCUCAACUGGAUCCCACUUGGCUACAUCUUCGAGACAAAUGUCAUCGACCACCUCAUCAACCGGUUCCUGGAGGUGCCAGAGUUCCGGAACGUGACACUCAAGUGUCUGUCCGAGAUCGCAGGCUUGCAAGUCGGGCCAGAGUACGACGCAAAGUUUGUCGUCCUUUUCAACAUGGUCAUGACGGCAGUCAACCGAAUGAUUCCGCCAAGCACAAACGUCGCUUCUGCAUACGAAAGCUCGUCGGACUCGGACCAAGAGCUGAUCCUCAACCUCUCGCUCUUCCUCAGCAACUUCCUAAUGACACACCUGCGGCUGGUUGAGAACCCCGAAAACAAGGACGUACUUCUCAACGCCCACCUCUACCUGAUCAAAGUAUCCCAGGUGCCAGAGCGGGAGGUCUUUAAAAUUUGCCUCGAAUAUUGGAGCAAGCUCGUCAGCGAGCUCUACGACGAGAUCCAGCAACUUCCAAUCACCGAAAUGAACCCCUUGCUCGGACUUAAUCUCGGCAACGGGAAUCACGCAGGGCAGGGAAACCUGAAUUUGCGCAAGAAUAUCUAUGCCGACAUCUUGAGCAAUUUGAGACUCGUCAUGAUCGAAAAGAUGGUUAAGCCAGAAGAGGUCCUCAUCGUGGAGAAUGACGAGGGAGAAAUCGUGCGAGAGUUUAUGAAAGAGAGUGAUACAAUCGUCCUGUACAAGUCGAUGCGAGAGGUUCUCGUAUACCUUACCCACCUUGACGUGCUGGAUACGGAGACGAUAAUGACCGAAAAGCUGGCGAGACAGGUCGACGGCUCGGAAUGGUCAUGGGCCAAUCUCAACACCCUCUGCUGGGCGAUCGGAAGUAUAUCGGGUGCCAUGAAUGAGGACCAAGAGAAGAGAUUCCUCGUGACGGUCAUCAAAGACCUCUUGGGGCUUUGCGAGAUGAAGCGGGGAAAGGACAACAAAGCGGUCGUGGCGAGCAACAUCAUGUACAUCGUCGGUCAAUAUCCGAGAUUUUUAAAGGCCCACUGGAAGUUCCUCAAGACAGUCGUCAACAAGAACUUCGAGUUUAUGCACGAGACGCACGAAGGCGUCCAAGACAUGGCAUGCGACACAUUCAUCAAGAUCGCGCAAAAGUGCAGGCGGCACUUUGUGAUGCAGCAGUCUGGCGAGACGGAGCCUUUCAUUGAUGAAAUUCUGCGGACAUUGCCACGCAUCACCAUCGACCUAUCACCGCACCAGGUCCACACCUUCUACGAGGCCGUAGGCUACAUGAUUGCGGCGCAACCCAAUAAACCGACACAGGAGCGACUCAUUGCAAAGCUGAUGGAGCUACCGAAUACUGCGUGGGACUCGUUGAUGCAGCAGGCGCACAAUAACGUCGACGUUUUCGGUAAUUCCGACAACAUCAAAAUCUUGUCCAACAUCCUCAAGACCAACGUGUCGGCAUGCACGUCGAUUGGCUCUUAUUUUUUGCCCCAGAUAGGGCGCAUCUACCUCGACAUGCUGGCGUUGUACCGCAGCGUUAGCGGUCUGAUCAGCGCCAAGGUCGAGUCGGAAGGCCUGAUCGCCACCAAGACGCCCGUCGUCCGUGGCCUUCGGACGAUCAAAAAGGACAUCCUGCGCCUCGUCGAGACAUACGUCAAACGAGCCGAGGACCUGAAUUCUGUCAACGAAAACCUUAUCCCCUCGCUCCUCGAUGCCAUCCUAGGAGACUAUCACAAUAACGUGGCACCUGCACGAGACGCCGAGGUUCUCAACGUCAUGGCCACAAUUACGACGAGACUUGGUUCUCUCUUGACCGACAAGGUGUCGCCCAUCAUGGACGCCGUCUUCUCGCCUACGCUCAGCAUGAUCUCGUCAGACUUUGCAGAGUACCCCGAGCAUCGAGUGGGCUUCUUCCGGCUGCUGCGCGCCAUCAACGUGCACUGCUUCACCGCGAUUCUGGCGCUGCCCCCCGAGAAGUUCAAGCUGUGCAUCGACGCGGGCGUGUGGGCCAUUAAGCACACGAUGCGAGACAUUGCCGACACGGGCCUCCAGAUUAUGCUCGAGCUCAUCACCAACAUCUCCAACCAGGACCAGUCAGUGGCGUCGGGCUUCUACCAGCAGUACCUCCUGAGCAUCAUCCAGGACACGUUCUACGUCCUCUGCGAGCCCGACCACAAGGCUGGCUUCAAGACCCAGUGCGCUGUUCUGGCCAAGAUCUACGAGCUCAUCGAGACAGGCAAGGUGCAGGUCCCUCUUGGACCCGACUCAAGCGUCGACAAUCGCACCUUCAUUCGUCAGUACACGUCGUCGCUUCUCAAGAAUGCCUUUCCGCAAAUGUCUCCUGCCUACGUCGACGAGUUCACCAACGGCCUCUGCCAGCACUCCUCGGACCUCUCUGCUUACAAGUUGCACUUGCGAGACUUCCUCAUCGCCUCGCGCGAAGCGGGCGGAACGGCAGGCGAAGACAACAACGCCGACCUAUUUGUCGAGGACAAGGAAGCGGAGCGGGCAGCCCAGGCCGCAAAGGAAAAGGAGCAAGCGGCCAAGAUCCCUGGAAUGCUCAAGCCGACCGAGAUGAAGGACGAGGACGAGGAACUGUGACUCGGAGCCUGGGACGAGCUCCUCUAUUGACCUGUCUGCUCCUUCGUGUGUAUCCAUUUCUUCUUUCCACCACCCCCCCCCCCCCCCCACCCA